Phragmites australis (common reed) is the source of this 1080-nucleotide messenger RNA. Its product is annotated as LOB domain-containing protein 16-like. Gene Ontology annotation, biological process: hormone-mediated signaling pathway; positive regulation of DNA-templated transcription. Lineage: Eukaryota; Viridiplantae; Streptophyta; Magnoliopsida; Poales; Poaceae. The coding region runs from base 237 to 854 and encodes 205 amino acids. Gene Ontology annotation, cellular component: nucleus. The record is from RefSeq and is a predicted model, not a curated record. The transcript is spliced from 2 exons.
AAGCGGGGGUCCUUUUGUUCAACACAGCAUUAACACGCUUGCUCCCUUCGAACCAGACACCCUGCCCUACCUGUCUACUAUCCCUCCCCGGCUCCCCUUCGUCUUCUUCUUCGAGAGCCGUCUAUAAAUCCAUGUCUGCAUCUCAAGUUGCACCACUAGUCCAGCACCACUACCAUCGAUCGUACAUAGUAGAGCACUAGUUGCACUAGCUAGGGAGACUACUGCUAGUGAUCCACAUGGCCGGAGCUACUGCUAACGGAGGAGGCGCGGCCGCCGCUGCUGGUGCGACGGGGGUGGGGUCGCCGUGCGGGGCGUGCAAGUUCCUGCGUCGGCGUUGCGUGCCGGAGUGCGUGUUCGCGCCAUACUUCAGCAGCGACCAGGGCGCAGCGCGGUUCGCGGCCAUCCACAAGGUGUUCGGCGCCAGCAACGCCUCCAAGCUGCUCUCGCACCUCCCCGUCGCCGACCGCUGCGAGGCCGUCGUCACCAUCACCUACGAGGCGCAGGCGAGGCUCCGCGACCCCGUCUACGGGUGCGUCGCGCAGAUCUUCGCCCUCCAGCAGCAGGUCGCCAUCCUGCAAGCGCAGCUGAUGCAGGCCAAGGCGCAGCUGGCGUGCGGCGUCCAGGGCAGCGCGCACUCGCCGGUGAGUCACCACCAGUGGCCGGAUCACAACAGCAUCAGCGCCCUGCUCCGGCAGGACAACCGCGCCGACUGCUUCCCCAGCGGAGCGCUGUUGCCGGAGCUCAUGGCCGGCUUCAGGGACGACGUCGGCGUGCAGCAUUGCGCCAAGGCGGACGCCGGGGAGCUCCACUACCUAGCCCAGGCCAUGAUGAGGAGCCCCAAGUACUCCAUGUAGAAUAAGACCAUACAUUUAGCUGCCAUGCCGUCUCCACUUGCCUGAUGCAAGCGCGAGAGCUAGAAUGGAUCGAAAAGGAAAUUAACUUGUACUGAACUUUUUUUAAUAUCAGUGUUCUGAUCUUAAGUAGUAGAAAUAAUUGUAGGCAAGUGUGCUUUGAUGAUCACUAGAAUCUGUCUAAUUGGAUAAAUAAGAACUUGUGUUAUUGCAAGGACUUACAGAUAAA